AUGUCAUCGUAUCCGACAGUUCUUCGCAUCGUAACAGCUGACAUCCUCCUAACGGCGAUGGUCAUCGCUGUACCGUAUUGCCCAUGCGUACUGUUCAACACCACCGGAAAGUUCUACUCGCCAAAUUAUCCCGGGAAUCUUGAGAAUAUCGAAUGUCUUUUCUAUCAUUUUCGUGCACCACCGGGCUCACUCGUACAAAUCACGUUCAGCACUUUUUCGCUGCCCGUGCGAAACCCUGAGUGUACAUCUUCCUUACGAAUCUUCGACAGUUCUCCCGAUGGUUUGGUCGAUCCGGAUGAGAGCCCAAGUUUCACUUUUUGCGGUCAUGAAAUUGUAUCCGGCACAAUGUUCUACUCAAGGGAUGAACACAUGUUGCUACAAAUCCAACAUGGCAGCGCAUCUUCGAAAGGAUUCAUAGGAGAGUAUAGGUUUUUGCCAAAAGAGAACUACCUCAAUGACGGUGUUGAAAUAGCCGAUUGUAGUUAUCGAGUUGAGAAAACAAAGGGAGUGCUCUAUUCACCUGGUUAUCCAUACUAUUAUCGAUCGUAUAUCAAUUGCACCUAUAUUCUUCCGCAAAGAAAAGGACAUAGGAUAGUACUGUCGUCGGGGGAGAUUUUGCUGGGAAAAGAGGCAUCAAUAGAUAUUUUUGAAACGACUAAUGGGCAUUCCAAAUUGCUCACGAUAGCGCCCAACCAGCAUACACUUUACGCCUCCUCUGCUUCCUCACUUCUGUUACAUUUCCAAGCAAGAAAUAAUCAUGAUAAGGGUCGUGGCUUCGUAAUUGAAUUCACCUACGAGGCAGCUGUUUGGCGCAGCUCCGAGGAAGUGGCUGGCGAAUGUUCAGUGACAAUCUCAUCAGAGAGUGAAAAAAUAGGCACAUUUACGUCGUCGAAACUACAUUUGAAAGGCUCAAAUUUGCCAAACAAAUGCAGAAUUGUUUUCCAAGGAUAUCCAAACGAGCGAGUUUCUGUGAAAUUCACACAUUUCAAUCUAUACGUGCCAGAAAAUAAAAAUUUGACAAAAAGAUGCGCAGAUGUUGAUCACCUUACUGCCGACGUUCGCGUUGGAGCACGUUUGUCACGAAUCGAUGAAUGGUGUGGUGAUCGAACCCCACCUCAACUAAUGAGCAGCACAAACCUACUGCAGCUAGAAUACACCACUAAGUCAUCACGAGCAUUACGCGAAAGUUCAAAGGAAGACGUGGGAUUCCGUCUGGAGUACAAGUUCCAUACCGACUGGGAUAUGCAACAUAUGAGGGCAAGAGGUGACCGCAACAAGGGCUGCCGUUUCACAUUCAACUCGUCCGUGCAAAGUAGCGGAAAGUUAUGGAGCGUGAACUAUCCUGGGUUAUACCCAAGAUCAUUGUACUGCGAGUAUAUUUUCCAUGGAAGUGAAGAUCAAAUAGUGCAUAUUCACUUUGAGUAUUUCGAUGUGGAGGGAUUCAAUCAAUGCGAUGAGAGCACGCAAAGCGAUUUUGUGCUGUUCAGCAACUAUCAAACACACGAUCGAACGAAUCGCAGGUUUUGCGGAAAGGUGGCGCCAAAAGGUCCGAUACUCUCAGAGUCAAAUUAUUUCCGGAUGAUAUUCUCAACGAAUGACAUUUUUGAUGCCACUGGAUUCUAUGCUCAUUAUCAGUUCAUCACUCAACGUGAGUUUCAUGCUACUUCUUGA
Necator americanus (New World hookworm) is the source of this 1671-nucleotide messenger RNA. RefSeq lists its product as uncharacterized. The transcript is spliced from 14 exons. Bases 1 to 1671 code for a protein of 556 amino acids. Gene Ontology annotation, cellular component: plasma membrane. NCBI's taxonomy places the organism in Eukaryota, Metazoa, Nematoda, Chromadorea, Rhabditida, Ancylostomatidae. The record is from RefSeq and is a predicted model, not a curated record.